CGACCACGACGCGACAACCGACAAUCCACAAGAUGAGCGCGACAUACAACCUCGAGCCCAACCCGACGGCAAAGGUGCUGCUGCACACGACCACGGGCGACCUCGAGCUCGAGCUCUUUGCCAAGCAGACGCCCGUCACGUCGCGCAACUUCCUGCAGCUAUGUCUCGACGGCUACUACGACAACACCGUCUUCCACCGCCUGGUCAAGGGCUUCAUCCUGCAGGGCGGCGACCCCACGGGCACGGGACAGAGCGGAGAGAGCAGCUACGAUGGCGCCCCCUUCCAGGAUGAGUUCCACAGCCGCCUCAAGUACACGCGACGAGGCCUGCUGGGCAUGGCCAACACGGGUAAGAAGGACGACAACGGCAGCCAGUUCUUCUUCACCCUGGCUGCCACGCCAGAGCUGCAGGACAGGAACACCAUGUUUGGGCGCAUUGCGGGAGACACCAUCUACAACUUGAUGAAGAUGGCCGAGACCGACAUCAGGGACGGCAGCGAGGACAGCCCCAUGUACCCGACCAAGAUCACGAGCACCGAGAUCAUCAUCAACCCCUUUGAUGACAUGGUCAAGCGUGCGCGCGUGGCAGAGCGGACAGAACCCGAAGCGAAGAAAGUCAAGAAACCUAAGAGAAAGGCUGGCAAGAAUGUGCUCAGCUUUGGAGACGACGGCGACGGUGCGGAGGCAGCACCCGCGCUCAAGAAGGCCAAGUUCAACGCCAAGCUCGUGAGUGCUGGUGAGGAGAAGCCAUCAGUCCCAAAGGCGGAGGAACACCACAAGUCCAUACCCAUUCGCAAACCUGCGCGCAAGUCACCGUCGAGAUCACCGUCCUCCAAGCCAGAAAAAACACCCACAUUACCCAAACCUGCACCCAAGGAAAAAGCGCCCUCUCCACCCCCUCGAGAACUGUCGCCAGAGUCAGAGAAGAAGUCGAAGCUCGAUCGCGUGAACGCGCAGAUUGCAGAGCUGAAGGCAUCGAUGAAGAGAAACACCGCUGGCCAAAACGCAGAACCAGUCAAGAAGAAGUCGUUGUUGGAGUCUAUGGUGCCCGUCUCGACAACACGCGGCCGGAAGCGUGGCGUAGGUGGGAACGCUGCCCAAGAACAAGCCACCCUGGACAUUCUUUCCAAGUUCAAAUCCAAGCUCGACACUGCUGAGCCCAUAGCAGAGCCAAAAUCCAAAUCACCCGCGCUGCCUGAGGAGGUUCAGAAUGGAAAGAGUGAAGAAAAUGGAAGCAAACCCGUGGAGGACGAUGAAGCAGUAUGCGAUCUGCAUUUCAUCGCAGGGUGUCAGUCGUGCACAGCCUGGGACAAGCAAGACGAGGACGAGUCGGACGACGAUACCGGCUGGAUGUCGCAUUCGCUGAGCUUCGCGAAAGACCGGUUGGGCAAGAAUUUGGAGUGGAAGCGGAAGAACGAGGAGGACUUGCUGGUAAUUGAUCCUAGAGAAGAAAAACAGAAGCACCUGGCGGAAGCGAAGGCGAAGCGGGAGUGGGACACGGGGAAAGGUAAGAAGAAAAUCAAGACAUGAAUUGGUAGGUAAUUCAGAUCAUGUACUUCGUCUCAAUUUAUAAAGUCGUGUGGUUUCCUGCAAAUUGCUCUCAUACGCAAACCUGAUCAUCGUUCAACUUCAUUGUCAUGUCACUGUCCUCGUACGUUCAUAGAGAGCUGUGUCCAGUUCAACAUCUGCUA
Molecule: messenger RNA, 1690 nt
Organism: Dothidotthia symphoricarpi CBS 119687
Lineage: Eukaryota; Fungi; Ascomycota; Dothideomycetes; Pleosporales; Dothidotthiaceae
Product: cyclophilin-like protein
Exons: 1
Coding region: 33-1529 (498 amino acids)
Biological process (GO): protein peptidyl-prolyl isomerization; protein folding
Cellular component (GO): catalytic step 2 spliceosome
Molecular function (GO): peptidyl-prolyl cis-trans isomerase activity
Source: RefSeq, a predicted model, not a curated record